Messenger RNA from Aspergillus sclerotioniger CBS 115572, 1389 nucleotides. RefSeq lists its product as uncharacterized. The transcript is spliced from 3 exons. Bases 1 to 1389 code for a protein of 462 amino acids. NCBI's taxonomy places the organism in Eukaryota, Fungi, Ascomycota, Eurotiomycetes, Eurotiales, Aspergillaceae. The record is from RefSeq and is a predicted model, not a curated record.
AUGGCGCAGCCUGUCAUAACUGCCGGGGAACGGAGCUCUUCUGAGACGUCAACCUCCUCGCUGAAGGGUUCCCGAACAACUCGUUUCGCGGAAGCAACCAUGGUUCACUCCCCUUCCGGACUUGAGGAUUAUGGAAAGUCCCCCUUCGCAGAUCCAUCCAAGCUAUCGCAGAGCCCCCCUGAUGUGUCUGAUGUCGGCUUUGGAUAUGUAGCUGCAAGCGACCCUGCACAGCAUGCAUCACAUCAUGAUCUUCCGACACCUGGCCCAAAAAGCGUUCUCAAAGUCCCCGGAACCCCAGGUCGCACUCUGAAUCCUUUGAGCCCAACUUUCCGAGAGGAGUUCUUCGUGGAAAAGCAAGAGAAGGUGGCAGAAAAGGAAAAUGCGAGGGACCUGCGUAUCAAAUUGCGUGUCCGGGUGGCCAAGGUAUUCCUCCGCUUCAUCAAUCUUGGUUGCAGUCUCAUCGUCCUUACGAUUUUGGGAACGACGUUGACAGUCUUCAACGCGACAAAAUCGCUUCCUGAGCGGAAUACCUCUCCUCCCUGGGAAUUUGGCACAAACCCAUGGCCGCAAUAUCUGCUGCUAGUGGUAUCAUGUCUCUCCUUGCUUGCCUGUCUUGGCGUCUUCUGGGGCUACUGGAGAGGUGGCCGCAAGCGCGCUCAAAAGUACGCCGCUUACUACUCACUUCUAUCGAUUGGUGUUUUCAUCUUCGACCUGGUGAUGUGGAUUGUCGCGGCGGCGAUCUUCGAACAUUCGAAGGCUACAGGAGACGACAAAGAUCUGUGGGGCUGGUCCUGUGUUCAUAAUGAAAGAGAAGAGCUGUUUGGUGACCAAAUCGACUACGCACUUCUUUGUCGUCUGCAGGAUUGGGGAUUGGUCUGUGCUGUUAUUGAGAUUGUUCUCGAAGUCUUGGUCCUUUUGGUCUAUGCGGCCAUUUUUUACCGGUUCUGGACCAAGAGAAAGCUUGCCAGGUCGAUGGAUCGUCGAGACAGAGCUAGGACGGACUUGUACAUGGCCCAACUUCAGCAGCAAACCGGGCCGAAUACUCCGGGGCUUCCUCCAAUGCCCAAGGCCCCCUUCGUGUCGACCUCGAUUCCCCAGGAUCCUUACUCUGCCGCUGAAAAUGGCGAGAUGUGCGCCCUCCAAUUUGCUACACCACCGAGCCAGGCAAAAUCCCAACCGGCGUUCCAGCUCCAACCGCCUCCAAUUCGGGUGCAGAAUGCAACUCCACAGUUAGCACAGGCGGAAUAUCUCCCACCUAUGUCGGCCCCAGAUGCCCCUAACCAGCAUAUGGGCGCGGCACCCGGCGAGCAAACCUAUGAAACUGUGCCCAUUCCCGAUGCCUACGCGAGUCCAAUGAGCCCUAGCCUUCCUCAUGGAGCUCAUCAAUAA